UAUUAAAAAUCGACCUUAUACUAUCAACAGACUGUUUUUGUACACCACUUGUGCAGCAGUAUACUUUGGAGCAAUCGAAAAUGAAAACAGCUUUAUUCGGCUGUUGUUUUGACUGCUGGUUAGGACUAAGCGGGAUGUAGUUCCUUAUUAGUGAAUCAUUCGAGACAAACUGGAAAAGCGGACAAGACUAUAUAAAGAGACACAACCUGUGGAAAAGUCUAUAUACAGUCUAGAAAUGAAAGCCUGUAGCAUUUUGAGUUUUCUGUCUGUCUGCUGUGUGAUUUUACAAUGCCGAGCGGAUCAGGAACCCACGGUGAAUAUUCCAGCCCUCGGCCAACUUCGAGGAUCUCAAAUGGUGUCAUCAUCCGGUCGGAAGUUUGACGCUUUCAGAAGCAUUCCCUACGCCGAGCCACCCGUUGGGAACCUGCGCUUCAGGGACCCAAUUGCGGCUAAACCUUGGACAGGACGUGUGUUGGAUGCGACCAAGGAAGGUCCCACAUGCCUCCAAAACGACUUGCUUACCGGUCUCACCCAGGUCGGCCAAGAAGAUUGCCUGGUGCUGAAUGUCUACACCCACAAGAUAAAUGAUGCAAUUGAAAAUGCCUUGCCGGUCAUGGUCUGGAUUCACGGUGGUGGGUUUUCGGCGGGCAGUGGCAAUUUCGAAACGGAUUUUUAUGGUCCGGGAAAAAUUCUCGAUCGAGACGUCGUCCUCGUGACCAUCAAUUACCGUGUUGGACCUUUUGGUUUCUUGAGUACGGAAGACAAGGAAGCCCCCGGAAAUUAUGGACUUCUAGAUCAGACACUGGCGAUUAAGUGGGUGAAAGAUCACAUCGCCAAUUUUGGAGGCAAUCCAGACUCGAUUACCAUUUUCGGAGAAAGCGCUGGCGGCGCCAGCGUCCAGUUUCAAGUACUAUCUCCACAUUCCAAAGGGUUAUUCCAUCGCGCCAUUUCUCAAUCUGGAGCCCCCGGUUGUCCGUGGGCCAUCCAAAAAAGUGUCGGGGAAUACACGCGACUUCUAGCCGAAGAUUUGAAUUGCCCAACAUCAAACUCCCGGGAGUUAUUAGCCUGCCUGAGAAACAUGGAAGCUGCCAAAAUUCUGGAAUUCAAGAGAAAAUUAGUGAUCCCGAUUGCAUUGAGUUUGGUCCCCGUCGCUUUCGGACCGCGCAUCGACUCCGAGCGAGACUCGCCAUUCCUUCCGGACGAUCCGGAAGUACUUGUGUCACGCAAACAGUUCAAUCAAGUGCCAAUGAUUGUUGGCCUGACUAAAGACGAGGGAUCUCUUUUCUCUGCAAGUCUGGCCUCAAUCGACGGCAAAAAUCUGGAAGUUUUAAAAAAAGAUCCGCUCAAUUGUCUGGCUCAUGCCAUGGGCAUGGAAAAGCAAAAGAACGGGCGCGAAAUAGCUCAGAAGGCGUACGAUCACUAUUUCGGCACCUCGGAAAGCGACGACGACUUUGUGACACAAUACGGAAAGAUGGCAUCGGAUGUCGGUUUCUUCAAAUGCAUCGACGAUUCGGUCAAAGUUUUCAGCCAAUACAACGGCCAGCCGGUUUACUACUACAACUAUGCGCACAAGGGCCAACAUUCCAUUACCCAAAUGUUGGGCGUGCCCGACGACAUAGAUUUUGGUGUGAGUCACUCUGACGAACUCAUGUUGAUGUUCACCAGCAAUUUCAUUCCACCAACGACCGAUGCCAACGACAUUAAAGCCUCGAAAAUGCUGCUCGAUUUGUGGACUUCUUUCGCAGCCAAUGGAGUACCGCAAAGCGAGGAAGUGAUCGGCCAUUGGCUUCCGACGACUCAGCCACAGCCCCGUUACCUCCAAAUCAAUUUGGAGAGUCCGGUUUUAAUUAACGGCGAGAUGCCGUUUCAAUCAGGACUCGACUUUUGGCGUUCGUUAUUAAAUUCUUAUUCUAACGUCCCAUCAGUCAAAGAAGAAUUGUAAUCAACUCAAAGUGGGGCUGUAUAAAAUACGUGUCAAUGCAGCACGAAACGGUUCUAUUAGGGUACUAAAUAAUAUCAAACAAUUUCCUAAAAUGUAGAAUUUUUUACUGAGAGAAAAUAAAUCUGUAUCGACUGUU
Messenger RNA from Daphnia pulicaria, 2078 nucleotides. Its product is annotated as venom carboxylesterase-6-like. The transcript has 11 exons. NCBI's taxonomy places the organism in Eukaryota, Metazoa, Arthropoda, Branchiopoda, Diplostraca, Daphniidae. The record is from RefSeq and is a predicted model, not a curated record. The coding region runs from base 236 to 1942 and encodes 568 amino acids.